This is a messenger RNA of Misgurnus anguillicaudatus (oriental weatherfish), 5104 nucleotides long. RefSeq names its product potassium channel tetramerization domain containing 16b (gene kctd16b). The record is from RefSeq and is a predicted model, not a curated record. Gene Ontology annotation, biological process: regulation of G protein-coupled receptor signaling pathway; protein homooligomerization. NCBI's taxonomy places the organism in Eukaryota, Metazoa, Chordata, Actinopteri, Cypriniformes, Cobitidae. Gene Ontology annotation, molecular function: protein binding. Gene Ontology annotation, cellular component: presynaptic membrane; signaling receptor complex; postsynaptic membrane.
AGAAUAGAGCAACGCCACAGCAGCGCGCGCAUACUCCUUUAAGAUGAUGUAAUUCUUUAUAACCCAUUAUGUUUUUCUUUUUUUCCCGCCCGCACCACUGAGGCAACAGCAGCUGAGGCAGUUUCCCGGCGACACAGCCCUGAUCGCGCCGGUACAGAGACGGGAUUUCAGGAUCUUCUUCACUUUAAAAACCAACCGGCGCGCAAAACGGGGUUAAUAUUUUACCGGAGAACACCGACAGAUUGGAUUUGUCUGUAAACAGCUGGAUUUUAUCGAUCAAUCCAUUCCCAGUAUUCUGUGCCAUUUUGAGCUGAUUUUAACUCGCACCUGGGACAAUAGGAAAGCGGCUAUCUUUAAACGUCUCAAACGUGUGUCUGGAAUAUCAAAAAAGUUAAGAUUCGAACCACAGCUUAACUUGUUGGGAACUUUGGAACUGAUUUAGAGUAUAAAUGUUUUGUUUUCACUGGUGCGUGGAUAAAUCAACAUUUUGACUGAAUACUGACAUUGUAGAGUUGAUACUACAACUCUAGUUGUUUUAUUGUAUGAAAACGUAUUGCUUUUUAGAUGCUUGAGCCAUGCCUUUCUCCAUCUCCAUCCGACGCUUAAUCUGGGUGGCAAAGGAUGCUGAGCAACCGAUGCUCUUACGCAAGGUGCGAGUCUCUGGUGAGCGCGUAAAGCUCGUUCACGGAUGAUGCGCCCAUUGGUUGUUUGGUCUUCCUAUUCUCUGGACGUUUUUAUUUGACAGAAAGUAUCCGACCUGUUAAUUUCGUUGAAAUGCAAUACCUAUUGGCAGUUACUGUUUAUAGUGAUUUGUUUAAUCAGCUCUCUAAGCAAUAGAGCGAAGUUUCCGUCGUUUAUUUUGGUGGUAAUUUCGAGGAUUUCUCGGCACCCAUGACCGAAACAAUGGCGUUAAGUGGAAACUCUCGAGCCCAGCCUACAGCCAAAGACCAAAGCUCCGUUCAAAACAGUUUCCCCGACGUUAUUGAGCUUAACGUCGGUGGCCAAGUGUAUUAUACCCGCCACUGCACGUUAAUAAGCAACCCGGGCUCCCUUCUGGGAAAAAUAUUCUCUCCUAAAAAUAACGCGUCUAACGAUCUCGCCAGAGAUCCCAAAGGUCGUUACUUCAUCGACCGGGAUGGGUUUUUGUUCAGAUAUGUUUUGGACUUCCUCCGAGACAGGCAAGUCGUCCUCCCCGAUCAUUUCCCCGAGAAGGGACGGCUGAGGAAAGAAGCGGAGUACUUUCAGUUGCCCGACUUGGUUAAACUGUUAACCCCGGACGAAUUGAAACCGAGUCCCGACGAAUUCAUCCACAGCGAUUACGAGGAUUCGCAAGGAAGCGACCAGCGCGUGUGCCCACCGCCGUCGCUCGUUCCCGCCGACCGAAAGAGCGGGUUCGUAACCGUCGGAUACCGUGGAUCGUGCACGACGGGCAGAGAGGGUCAAACCGACACCAAAUUCCGAAGGGUGCCGAGGAUUAUGAUAUGCGGGAGGAUCGCGUUGGCCAAAGAAGUUUUUGGAGAGACGUUGAAUGAGAGCAGGGACCCGGAUAGGACACCGGACAGAUACACGUCCCGCUUUUACCUCAAGUUCAAACACCUGGAGCGCGCGUUUGACAUGCUCUCGGAAUGCGGCUUCCAGAUGGUCGCGUGCAACUCGUCGGUGACGGCCUCGUUCGUCAACCAGCUCACUGACGACAAGAUAUGGUCAAGUUACACUGAGUACGUCUUUUACCGUGGCCCUUCUCGUUGGUCUUCUCCACCUUGCGACUGUUGCUGUAAAGGUCACAAAGGCGAUGGCGAAGGUGAGAGUGGGACGUCUUUCAAUGAGCUCUCCACCUCCAGCUCUGAAAGCCACUCUGAGGCCAGCUCCCCGCAAGGUACCGUCAUCCGUGGCCCGGUCAGCCGGCAGACGCACGUGCAGACGUUGGAUCGGCCUCCGAAGAAAGGCCCCGUUCAGCAUCUUCUCCAACAGCAGCAGUCUGAGCACCGCCGCAAGAGCGAUCUUCUGCGAACACUCACCGCCAGCUCCCGGGACACGAGCACCAGCAAGAAGCGGCAGGCGAAGGAAAAGCUGACCGUGGAGGAGGAGCUGGAGAAGUGCAUCCAGGACUUUCGCAAGAUAAAGAUUCCGGAGCAAUUUCCCGAACGCAAGUACAUGUGGCAGGCCGAUCUCCUGCGCAAAUACCGUCUUUGAAGGACGGAGACGUGGGGAGAGCAUUUUUAAGACUAAAUUUGAAGCUACAAUGAUGUACGUGUUGUAACUAUCACUACCACUAUUGCAACUAUCAAAAUACUACUGCCUCUGACUUUACUUUGAUAUCAAUCUUGGUGAGUUACAAUUGGUUAACAGUUUGGUUCUGGCUUAAACCAGCAUGAACUGUUGCAGACUGGUUUAUGCUUGCGAUACUGGUUGAAACCAACAUAGCCAUGCUGUCCACAAACAAAAUCUAGUAACAAAAAUCGAUCACAAAUUAAACUAGUUAAGAAACUGGCGACCUGUUAAGCAUCUUUUCAGCAGGGUGGACUGCAGAUUCGCUGACAGUUUACUUGUAAGCACAUGCAAUUUUGUAGAUUUCCAGAGCAAUGUAAGCAUUUUUCGCACAGCUACCUGCCCCUUCCUUUCGGGUUUCCCUUGUUGAGUUCAAAUUUGUGUGCGAUAGUGCGUUUGUUACAAGAGAUCUUUCGACAUCGCUAUGUUAGUGACACUGAGAUUGAGUUGAGGUGGCCGAGAGGUUGAACGAUGAACAUGUAUCCAACUCAUAAAUAAUUCAUGCACUCCCAACUGUGCCCUUUCUAAGAAUAGCCACUGCCCUGGCACAUGGGAGAGAGGGUUUCCAUUUCAACACUUACAGAAGCACAGGAGACCACAAAGCCAAAUCCGUUUCCCCCUUUUUGGAUUUUGCAUGCUCCAUUAACGUAUCUUACUGUAGCUAAGCUACAAUCAGUGACCCUUUCAGAUCCCUCAAGAUCCAGUCAUGGCUUAGAAAGGGGUUGCGGGUGGAAACUCAAUAGCGUCACAUUAAGCUUUUGAGACUUGACUUCCUGAAACAUAUUGAUUAAAGCACAUGAUAUUCCACAGGGGAGUGAGUGAUGGCUUACGUUGGGAAAGAGUUUAAAGGUUGAGUAUGGAAUGUUUGGGAAAAUUACUGAAUGGGAAAAGAAAUAUAAUACUGUAUACACUGAAAUACACAAACAUAUAGAGUUUGGAAGGUUGUGCAAUGUCUUCUGAUAGUAUAAGGACAAUAGAGUUAAUAUUUAUUUCAUUUUGAUGAGGUACAUAAAUGAUGCUGAUUCAGAUGGUAAUAAUUAUAAUAAAUGGUGUAUGGGUGUUGUGAUUAAUCGUGGAUCCAGAUUAUGGAAAGCAUGUUGGGUCAUUUUUAGACACAUCAAUAUCAGCUUACACGCUAAAAAUCCUGGAUUAUUUUUAACCCAGUGUUGGUCAAAGAGUAUGGAGCCCCUAAAGGGACAUGGAGCAAAAAUUAAAUACAGUUUAGUUUCGUGUGCGCACGUGAAACUAUCGUGUCCGCACAUGAAACUAUCGCAUCUGCACGUUAAACUUUUGCUUUCACAUGCGCCCGAAACUAAACUUUAGAUUUUUUUUACUCAAAAACAGGGACCUGAUUGAUGGGUUAAUUUGAGAAAAUAUUUAUGCUGCAUUUUGUGUUAAAACAACCCAGCAUAGAUAUAAUAACAAACAAACGUGUUGAGUCCGUCCCUUUUUGACCCAGUGUUGGGUAACCCAGCAUUUUUCAGAGUAAGAUAUAUUUUGUUUUAUGUUGUUUUGCAGAACUUGCUACUCAAGCUGUAUUUAUUAUGACUAAAACAAGUAAUGCCAAACUCUGAUAUCGCAAAAAUAUAAUAAUAAUAUACCAUGAAUAAUUUUUUAUGCUACUGAUAUGAAUUUUAAUUUACAUGUAAUAAUGGUGGAAGUGGGAAAAUUAUGAUCUGCCUCUCUAUUCAUUUUCUGAUCUUUCAUUAUCUUUAAAAGUUAUAACUUCAGGUAUAACAACAUGACAUUAGUUUACCUUAAAAUAUAAAUUGUGGCAUGGGCUAAAACAACCUAGCAUACAGUAGGUUAAAUUACAGUGCGUCUUUAAUAUGAUGGCCUUUUUAAAUAUGUGAUUAAUUCAUUAUCAAAAAUAUGGCUAGACAUUCAAAGAAAUAGAUAAUAUUCAUGCAGGCUUUGAUUCAUGUGAUCUAUUAGCAUUGCAUUCGUUAAAUCAAAAGCCGCUUGCUGCUCUGUCAAGCAAAAAAAGCAAAACAUAAAAAUGUUUAAAAAGCAAUAUAGGCUACACUGUCAGAAAAUUUUUACAAAACUACCUUUUUGAUAACUGGAGUGGUACCCUAAAAUGAUUAAUUGUUCUACCUUUUGGCGUGCAAUAUUAUACCCGACCUGUUUGUGUAUCUUAAGAAACAAUUUUAUACCAUUUAAAUUUUAGGACACAAAACAGUCAACUCUACCUUUAAAGGUAUACAAUGGGUACAUAAAGGCGGGGUGCAUGAUCUCUGAUAGGGAUGUGCAUCGAUGCAUCGCGUUCCCAUUAAAAAGACCUGUCUGAAAUUGAUUCUGAAUCGCAAGGCUCCGAUUCUGUGUUUCAUGCACAGCUUGUGCAUGUACUCUGGCUCUGUGAUCAAUAGGAAGUCCUUAUCAAUCUAAAAUCACUAUGAGUUUGACUCGUUUAUAACGUGCAUUUAAAAAAGCAACACUCGUCAAACACAAUCAUUCAAAAUAUUCUCUAUUAUCAUGAAAAUACCUGAAACAAUCUGAAGAACAGCGAUAUAAAUAUGCCCCUAGAGAUGGACCUUCUUUUGAUAGCCCCCCCAGCACAUAUCAGGCAACGAUGUCAGUUAGUAGACACGCCCCUUACUGCUGAUUGGCUACAAGUGUGUUUUGGUAGUCGGCCCGACUCCCUUUUUCAAAGUGUUUUUCAAAAAUCAUGCACCCCUGCCUUUAAGGUGAAGUAGGCACAGUAAUGUACCCAAAAGGUACAACCUCGUAUUAUGUUUAGUAUACCUGUAAAAGUACAAAAUGGAACAUUGAGGUACCACCCCAGCAACAGAAAAGGUGCCAAUUAUUAAGAUUUCGAACUCUGCAUAUUAAACAU